Messenger RNA from Rhinocladiella mackenziei CBS 650.93, 414 nucleotides. RefSeq lists its product as uncharacterized. The record is from RefSeq and is a predicted model, not a curated record. The transcript has a single exon. Lineage: Eukaryota; Fungi; Ascomycota; Eurotiomycetes; Chaetothyriales; Herpotrichiellaceae. Bases 1 to 414 code for a protein of 137 amino acids.
AUGCGCUUCACCUACCUCCUCGGCGCCCUCGUGGCAACCACCGUCUCUGUCUCCGCUCAAGACCUCGACUCUCUUCUUGCCGAAGCCUCCUCACUCAUCGGCACCAACACUGAAUACCAAUCCCUUCUUUCCAGUGCUGCCUCGGCCUUGGACAGCGCCACCAGCGCGCUCACCGGCUCUGAUGCCGCACUCUACUCUUCGUACCUCUCUGCUUUGGAAUCCGGUCUCGACUCGGCCACAAGCCUGGCAGGAAGUGUUGUCAGCGAAGCCAGCGCUGCCGCCACUAGUGUCCUAGGCACCGCCGAACCCAGUGCCGUUGCUACCACCAAUUCCGAUAACGGCGUCGACCGAGUCGUUCUGCCGGCCAUGGGGGGGUUUGGCGCCGCCAUUCUAGGUUUGGCUGCUAUGCUGUAG